Dermacentor andersoni is the source of this 2359-nucleotide messenger RNA. RefSeq lists its product as uncharacterized. Lineage: Eukaryota; Metazoa; Arthropoda; Arachnida; Ixodida; Ixodidae. The record is from RefSeq and is a predicted model, not a curated record.
GGAGAUUCGUCUAGGUUCGAGUCUGCUAUGUCAAGCACUGUGGAAAGUACAGCGAUGUCGGGGAGAACGAGAACCGGAGCACAGUUGUGGCUGUUGUAGUCUGCCUGAUGUUCCUGGGGAUAGCCUUCGUGGUGAUCUUCCUCCUCGUUGGAUCGAGUGAUUCCGAAGACGCACAAGAUGACUUCGGCAACAGCGACGGUAGUGGCGUUGGCGGUGUUAGCGGUGGUGGUGGUGGUGGCGGCAGCAGCCUCCCUCCUCCGGUACCAGUUCCUAUAGGAGCUAAAACACCAGCCUCGACGACCACGCCUCCAUCAGUAGUACCAGCAAGUGGACCGACAGGACCGGUACCUCCAUCUGGGGCACCAGUUCCGCAACAAGGGGGACCAGCGUCGCCAUCUGGGGGACCAGGUUUGCCACAAGGGGGACCAGCUCCCGCAUCUGGGGGACCAGGUUCGCCACAAGGCGGACCAGCGCCGCCAUCUGGGGGCCCUGUUCCGCCAUCUGGAGGACCUCCACCUCCACCUGGGGGACCAAUAUCUCCACCUGGGGGACCAGUACCUCCACCGGCAAGACCAGUUCCUCCAGCGGCGCCACCGACGACCACGAAGCCGACACCGACGACGACACCGACGACGACACCGACACCGACGACGACACCGACGACGACACCGACGACGACACCGACGACGACACCGACGACGACACCGACACCGACGACGACGACACAGCUGCCGAUAUACCGGGAGCUUCUGUGUACAGUGGGCGAAACCGCAGUCAUGGUGUACAUGUACCCUCCAGACAGGAUGUGUACGUACUUGUACUACACACACGUGAUCAUCGACGGGAACAACAUAUACGGCGUCAAAGUGGAGAGCAGCUGGCUGAGUUACAAGUAUCGGGCCUUGACAUACCGCAACGUCAAGAUGGGAGUCUCCUUUGACCACCGGUACAUCACCGCGGACAAGAUAAAAAAUGCCGCCAGUGCUUUGGCCAAGCUGUCCGAUAACAACAUUCGGCACUUCGGCGUGCUCAAUGUCAUCGGGAAGGCCGGUAACAUUCUCAAUACAGUGGAGUCCAUGAAACCAGUUUUUGAGGAGAUAAAGAAGAACUUUGGUGGCUCGCACAAUGUCAUUGCGAUCGGAGACCGUGAUUACAGUCGUCCGAGCAUGGUCACCUUAAAACAGGCGGUCCAGCAGGCUGUAAAUUCAUUCGCCGUGGACACGGUCAUCGCCAUAUCUUCAGUGAGCUCGGCGGAGAGUAGAGAGAGCUGCCGCGCCGUGCCUCCGAACGUUCUCUUUAGUUCGGCACAGGCGAAAGACCCGAGCUUGGUCAAGCUCUGGCCUCUGCUGAAAAGGAACGCCACUGACAAACAGACCACAACCCUGGGACUUUCGUUCGAGAUGGGCACGCUGAUUUACGAGCUGACCAGCGAGUACAACAACCUGGCUAGCGCCGUCAACGCUAAAUGCAACGGAACUUCCCUGACAAGCAGGGAAGCGCUCUGCGGAUCGGCGAAGGUCGUCGACACAGCCAACCAAAAGUUGGCCACACCGUUCCUCACGUACGGUGGAUUCCCGACUGCUGGUAACAAGAGGAGAGUGGUCUUCACGGACUACCUGCACACUGCCACUGAAAAGUUCAUGAACGUCAGUGGCGGAACUGGCAGCAACAACCUUCGUAGUCGAGUGGCCUGGAUGUUGUUCAACGUGCACCUGGGAGACACGGCGCAGAGAUGCGGCGGUAUCCGGCCUUUCGAGCUCGAAGAUAAUUUCUGCAAAGCAUUUCUUCCGUCAGGCCAGGGAUGCUGAAACAACGCAGGCGAUUUCAAAGGAGGAAGAUAAAAAUGUAAAAAAACAUCAAUUUCUGCGCUUCACUGUGGCGUGACUCAUUGUCUUUAACGCGAUAGCGUUAAGGUCACCGUGUUCGAAAUUUGGUACGAAACCCCAUGCUGGUGGUCCCAAAAUUCUUUAAAAAGCUCUGAUUCAAUGUGAUGGGAGUGACGUUUCCCCGGAGCUAGGGAGUGAUACUCCUAAAACCACCGUGCCCAGAACCGUUUAAGAAGCGCGGCCAGCCGUUCUAACGUCACGGAUCCCAGAGGCAACACUUCGAGGACUGUGAACCCCGGCAGUCCUGCGUGCCGUGCUGUUUACGGCCACUUUCUGCUGGCACAAGCUGGAUGCCGCAGUUUCCGCGCCGUGCCUCCGCCGGCACCGUAACGCUUGUAGCUUGGAGCUCGUCAUCCUUGGCCACCUGCCGGCACUUACUAGAAGGGCACUAGCCCUCCCUAAUCCCAAACUGAGGACGCCGAGCUUGGAGCCGAAGGAAACGUCAAAUUCCAGUGUCUAUACGCGCCGCUAGG